CUAGCGUCCAAGGUACAAAAGUAAUAAGUUAAAAAAAAAAAAACGCGUACUUAAGACAAACUGGCAGACUAAGCUCGAUAAUUUGUCUUUUAAAUCUUUCGUAGUUCUUUUCGACUUCCCUGGCCUUUUUUCCCCUUCGACAGAAUGGCAGAACCACAACGACUCUGUGACCUGCUACCUGAAGAUAUUGCUUCUGAUGACUGCCUGACUUCAUAUACUCAUAUCUACAGCCCAGAUUUGCUCAAAGAUCAGGUCGCAUUUAUCACAGGUGGUGGAUCAGGAAUUGGCCUCCGGAUAGCAGAGAUUUUCAUGAGACAUGGCUGUGACACGGUGAUCGCCAGCAGGAACAAAGACAAGCUCACUGAGGCGGCGAAGAAGCUUUCCGCCGUUUCUGGACGACGCUGCCUUCCGUUGUGCUUGGAUGUGAGGCAACCUGAGAGCAUUUCAGCGGCUGUGGAUGAGACUCUCAAAGAAAUGGGCCGCAUAGACAUUCUUGUUAACAAUGCUGCCGGAAACUUCCUGUGUCCUGCCUCUGCUCUUUCCUUCAAUGCCUUCAAGACGGUUCUGGAGAUAGACACCAUGGGAACCUUCAACACCAGCAAAGUUGUUUAUGAGAAGUGGUUCAAGGAUCAUGGAGGCAACAUUGUCAACAUCUCUGCAACACUUGGCUACAGGGGACAAGCGCUGCAGGUGCAUGCAGGAUCUGCCAAGGCUGCAAACGAUGCCAUGACCAGGCAUUUGGCUGUGGAGUGGGGGCCCAGUGGGGUGAGGGUGAACGCCGUGGCCCCUGGUCCUAUCUCUGGCACAGAGGGAUUCCGUAGACUGGGUGGUCCUAGUGGGGAGACCGCCGGUCUGUUCCAGUUCAUUCCUUUGCAGCGAUCAGGCAACAAAACCGAGAUGGCCCACUGCACACUUUUCCUAGCCAGCCGGGCCUCGUCCUACGUGACCGGAGCCAUUUUGGUGGCUGACGGCGGCUCGUGGCUGAGUUCAGCCAACGACGUCUCCAGGCUGAUGGGUAUAGCCUCCUCUAAAUCUGCUAAACUCUGAGCCGGGGUUCUACUGUCCUCCUCCUGACCCAGGUUAUUGGUCAUCUGAAAAGAGAGACAAAUAAAACCAAAACAGUAACACUACCCCAACGCCCGCAGUAUUUGAUUCAGGCUACCAAAUUGGAGACUGAUAUACAUUAGUAUUUGUGCUUAAUAUUGUCAGUAUUAUACUGCAAAUAAACCUAUUUUAAAGAAAUACAUUCACAUUUUCUUCAACUUUAAUAUGCAGAUUUAACAUCCUCAAUAUUAAUCCCAGCAUUUGUCAUGCAACACUUUUAACCUUUAUUGUGUUACUAUGCAUUCCAUGUACACUUGUGUUCACAUUGCAUCAUGUCAUGUUCAGCUGCUUAAUAAAAACUAAAAAUAUAUUUAA
Syngnathus typhle (broad-nosed pipefish) is the source of this 1419-nucleotide messenger RNA. It is a transcript of the gene decr2, whose product is annotated as 2,4-dienoyl CoA reductase 2, peroxisomal. Gene Ontology annotation, molecular function: 2,4-dienoyl-CoA reductase (NADPH) activity. Bases 145 to 1047 code for a protein of 300 amino acids. The record is from RefSeq and is a predicted model, not a curated record. Gene Ontology annotation, biological process: fatty acid catabolic process. NCBI's taxonomy places the organism in Eukaryota, Metazoa, Chordata, Actinopteri, Syngnathiformes, Syngnathidae. The transcript has 10 exons.